CGCGGUCAGAUGGGCCAGAACCCCGGCCUCGGGUCGCCUGGCCACAGUUGCCGCCGGCGUCCGCGAGGAAGCAGCGCGGCCAUGCGGGAGAUUGUGCACAUCCAGGCGGGCCAGUGCGGGAACCAGAUCGGCACUAAGUUCUGGGAGGAGAUCGGCGGGGAGCACGGCAUCGACCCGGCCGGAGCCUAUGUGGGCGACGCGGCGCUGCAGCUGGAGCGGAUCGGAGUCUACUACAGCGAAUCCUCGACCCGCAGGUACGUGCCCAGGGCCGCGCUGGUGGACCUGGAGCCCGGCGCCGUGGACAGCGUGCGGUCGGGGCCCCUGGGCCCGCUCUUCCGGCCCGACAGCUUCGUCUUCGGACAGACAGGCGCUGGCAACAACUGGGCAAAAGGCCACUACACGGAGGGCGCAGAGCUGGUGGACACAGUGCUGGAUGUGGUGCGGCGGGAGUGUGAACGUUGCGACUGCCUGCAGGGCUUCCAGCUGGCGCACUCGCUGGGUGGCGGCACUGGCUCGGGGCUGGGCACACUGCUGCUGGGCAAGAUCCGCGAGGAGUUUCCUGACCGCAUGGCGCACACCUUCAGUGUCAUGCCCUCUCCCAAGGUGUCGGACACCGUGGUGGAGCCCUACAAUGCGGCGCUCUCCGUGCACCAACUGGUGGAGCACACAGACCAGACCUACUGCAUUGACAAUGAGGCCCUAUAUGACAUCUGCUUCCGCACCCUCAAGCUGGCCACGCCCACCUACGGAGACCUCAACCACCUGGUAUCAGCUACCAUGAGUGGGGUGACCACUUCGCUGCGCUUCCCGGGCCAGCUCAAUGCCGACCUGCGCAAGCUGGCCGUGAACAUGGUGCCCUUCCCACGCCUGCACUUCUUCAUGCCUGGCUUUGCCCCCUUGACUGCACGGGGCGGCCAGCAGUACCGCGCCCUGACCGUGCCUGAGCUUGCCCAGCAGAUGUUCGACACCAAGAACAUGAUGGCUGCCUGUGACCCGCGCCACGGCCGCUUCCUCACUGUGGCUGCUGUCUUCCGUGGCCGUGUGUCCAUGCAGGAGGUGGAUGAGCAGAUGCUGGCCGCCCAGAGCAAGCACAGCAGUCGCUUUGUGGAGUGGAUCCCCAACAAUGUCAAGGUGGCCGUGUGUGACAUCCCCCCACGUGGGCUCACCAUGUCUGCCACCUUCAUCGGCAACAGCACAGCCAUCCAGGAGCUGUUCAAGCGCAUUUCGGAGCAGUUUUCAGCCAUGCUGCAGCGCAAGGCCUUCCUGCACUGGUUCACAGGCGAGGGCAUGGACGAGACGGAGUUCACUGAGGCAGAGAGCAAUGUGAACGACCUGGUGUCUGAGUACCAGCAGUAUCAGGACGCCACAGUGGAUGAUGGGGAUGAGACCUUUGAGGAGAGCGAGGAGAUCCAGGAGUAAAAGCCAAGCUGCACCUGCCACCCUUAGGUUCCUGAUGGCCAGGUGGUCACAGCGGGGAAGGCUGACCACAGGACACAGGGCGCUGGCUGGGGCUGGAGGGAGAGCAAUGGUCUGCAAGGGCAGGAGGCAGGUGCUCAGCAGCCAAGGCGGGGAGUGGAGGUCUGCCCGUGCUCAGCACUGACUUGCAUGAAUCUGCCCAUGGGCCUUUGCAGCAAUCCUUCAAUAAAGCACCAUG
Messenger RNA from Octodon degus (degu), 1654 nucleotides. It is a transcript of the gene Tubb6, whose product is annotated as tubulin beta 6 class V. Gene Ontology annotation, cellular component: microtubule; cytoplasm. The transcript is spliced from 4 exons. Gene Ontology annotation, molecular function: structural constituent of cytoskeleton; GTPase activity; GTP binding. The record is from RefSeq and is a predicted model, not a curated record. Gene Ontology annotation, biological process: mitotic cell cycle; microtubule cytoskeleton organization. Bases 10 to 1419 code for a protein of 469 amino acids. NCBI's taxonomy places the organism in Eukaryota, Metazoa, Chordata, Mammalia, Rodentia, Octodontidae.